GGUCCUGUCACGGCGCCGGCGUUGUGGUUUCUGGGCGGCAGCCACCGAGAGGACUUUGGUGGGGGAUCCUCAGGGGCAGCCCCUCGGCCAGCUGCGCUCAUCUCCGGCCUCGUUCCCACCCUACAUAUCUCGGCUCGCGGGUCGCGCCGUCGGGCGCGCGUGCGGGUCGGCGCCGCGGCCGCCUUGGGGCCUGGGCCCAGCCACAGCCUCCUCCUCCGCCGCGGGCUCGGAGGGGCCGCGAGAUGCAGCCGCCGGGCCCUCCCCCUGCGUAUUCCCCCACUAACGGGGACUUCACCUUUGUCUCUUCAGCAGACGCGGAAGAUCUCAGUGGUUCAAUAGCAUCCCCAGAUGUCAAGUUAAACCUUGGUGGAGAUUUUAUCAAAGAGUCUACAGCUACUACAUUUCUGAGACAAAGAGGAUAUGGCUGGCUUUUGGAAGUUGAAGAUGAUGACCCUGAAGAUAACAAGCCACUCUUGGAAGAAUUGGAUAUCGACCUAAAGGAUAUUUACUACAAAAUUCGAUGUGUUUUGAUGCCAAUGCCAUCACUUGGUUUUAAUAGGCAAGUGGUGAGAGACAAUCCUGACUUUUGGGGUCCUCUGGCUGUUGUUCUUUUCUUUUCCAUGAUAUCAUUAUAUGGACAGUUUAGGGUGGUCUCAUGGAUUAUAACCAUUUGGAUAUUUGGUUCAUUAACAAUUUUCUUACUGGCCAGAGUUCUUGGUGGAGAAGUUGCAUAUGGCCAAGUUCUUGGAGUUAUAGGAUAUUCAUUGCUUCCUCUCAUUGUAAUAGCCCCUGUACUUUUGGUGGUUGGAUCAUUUGAAGUGGUGUCUACACUUAUAAAACUCUUUGGUGUGUUUUGGGCUGCCUACAGUGCUGCUUCAUUGUUAGUGGGUGAAGAAUUCAAGACCAAAAAGCCUCUCCUGAUUUAUCCAAUCUUUUUAUUAUACAUUUAUUUUUUGUCCUUAUAUACUGGGGUGUGAUCUAAGUCAUAUAUGAGUAGAAAAAGACAAUGUUACCUUUCUGUGUAGGCUGGGAAUUCUUGCUUGAGGGGAUUGAAAAAAACGUAUUGAUGGUAAAAUUUUACAUGUUCCAGAUGUAAAGACAGUCUAAGGUCUUUUUAAAACAAUAUUUUUUUUGUAUUUAAUUAAGCAAUUGUAGUUACCUGAAUAUUUUUGGUCAGAAUUCUGAAUUCUGUUUGAUUCAUCAUAUUCCAGUGAAUAAAAUAUAAAAGCAUUGUGUUUUUAAGAUUGUGUCAAUAUUCACCUAAAAACUUGUGCCAAAAGCACCAGGAAUGGUAAUUAUAUUUCACUUGAAGGGUAAAUAUGACAGCAUCCUGAUAAUCCAGAAGUGCAAUUUUUUUCUUUAAAGGGUUUUCUCCUGCAUUGCAGAUCCUGUAGAUAUAUAUUUAUAUUUAUAUAUGUAUUUAUGAAGUAAUUCUUAUUAUUCACAAAAUGUAUUUCUGAAUAACCUAAAAAUUAAGAUAUUUUAAAUCUGAUGCUUAAACUUUAUUUAAUUUGGCCAUUAAUCUUUUUAUUUAUAAAUU
Mesoplodon densirostris (Blainville's beaked whale) is the source of this 1540-nucleotide messenger RNA. RefSeq names its product Yip1 domain family member 4 (gene YIPF4). NCBI's taxonomy places the organism in Eukaryota, Metazoa, Chordata, Mammalia, Artiodactyla, Ziphiidae. Gene Ontology annotation, cellular component: trans-Golgi network; membrane. Gene Ontology annotation, biological process: endoplasmic reticulum to Golgi vesicle-mediated transport; vesicle fusion with Golgi apparatus. The transcript is spliced from 6 exons. The coding region runs from base 243 to 977 and encodes 244 amino acids. The record is from RefSeq and is a predicted model, not a curated record.